ACAGUAUGUCUAAAAAAAAAUGUAUCCAAUAGGUAUCGGGCUAGUUGGUGGCAAACACAGAGUUUUUGCGAGCACCGUUUUGAGUGCUUACUAUCCAAUCGGCGAGGCAUUAGUCGGAGUAUUGUUUUGGUACGUUCAAGACUGGAGGAAAUUCUUGAUAUUCGUAAACUUACCGGGAUUGGGUUUCGCGUUGGCCUACACAAUUAUUCCAGAGUCUGUUCGCUGGAUGGUCACCGCGGGAAAAAUCAACGAGGCCAUAGAGGAAUUGAAAUACAUUGCAAAAUACAACGGAAAAAAACUAUCAGAAGAAAGUCUGAAAAAACUCGAAAUGUUUAAAUGCUCCAACGAAAAAGAGAUUGAAAUAGAGGAAAUGGCAAUGAGUACGGCGAACAGCUGUUCUAGCCAGCAAGCGUUUAAACGUGCAAUGACUUCAAAGCGCAUACUUUUACGAGUGAUCAACUGUUCGUUCUGUUGGUAAAGUACCUAUAUAUGUGAAAUAUAUUAUUGCGUUGUAUGAAGUUUCUUCACUUUUUUAUUUUUUAAUAAGUGCCUACUUUUAUUCUAGACAAGUGUAAAUAUAGAGAAACGUCUACGUUACGAAUUUCCAUUUUACGAAAUGUUCUGAUUAAUGAAAUAUUUUUGAGAACCAAUCAUAGGUGUUUAAUUAUAUUCAACGAAUUUCUUUAUGAUAUGAAUAUUUUUGUUGACCACAAGACAGGAGUGGAAGUCUUACCUACCUGCAUUAUAUAUUUAUUCAAAAUAUAUUUAAAAUAAAAGUAUUGAGAAAACUAAACACUAAACUUUACAUUUGAUAUUCUCGUAUUUAAAUUUGGCACCUAACCAAAUGAAUC
Messenger RNA from Myzus persicae (green peach aphid), 851 nucleotides. Its product is annotated as solute carrier family 22 member 8-like. The transcript is spliced from 3 exons. Gene Ontology annotation, molecular function: transmembrane transporter activity. NCBI's taxonomy places the organism in Eukaryota, Metazoa, Arthropoda, Insecta, Hemiptera, Aphididae. The record is from RefSeq and is a predicted model, not a curated record. Gene Ontology annotation, cellular component: membrane. Gene Ontology annotation, biological process: transmembrane transport. Bases 20 to 478 code for a protein of 152 amino acids.